Messenger RNA from Pyricularia pennisetigena, 1257 nucleotides. RefSeq lists its product as uncharacterized. Gene Ontology annotation, molecular function: phosphoprotein phosphatase activity. Bases 1 to 1257 code for a protein of 418 amino acids. NCBI's taxonomy places the organism in Eukaryota, Fungi, Ascomycota, Sordariomycetes, Magnaporthales, Pyriculariaceae. The record is from RefSeq and is a predicted model, not a curated record. The transcript has a single exon.
AUGGAGGAAGGUGUACAAUAUCAGCAUAAAGCAAGGCAUCCCAGUCAGAUGGCCAAGUCCAAGGCCAAAAAGAAGGCAAGCUCUCAUAGGCAACCUGCUGCUUCUGUUACCACUCGAGCCUUCGUUGAUGGGGAAUCUAAGACUAAGGUGACCAAGCUUUCAAAGAAGAAAAAGAAGAGAGCUGCUGCUGCUGCUGCUGCCGCCGCCAAGGAUUCGCAAAUGCAAGCCAACUCCCCUACUAAACCUCGGGGGGCAUCCUCCCAAGGUUCGGCUCUCUCAGAGCCCGCUCAGCCAUACCCAGCCUCAGCAUGGAACAAUAGCAUGUUACCAUUGGGCAUGGGAGGAAUCCGCUCCGAUCAGAACGGGUUUCUACCGAAUGCCUUUAUCCCGUUCCCAGGACUAAACCAGCCGAUGGGCAACUUUGGCGCUUUUGGUUUCAACCCACUGGCACCUCCUUUCUCACAGCAACGUCCUCAGGGACAUCCCCGAGUUCCCCGGGAAGACAAGGCUCGCCGCCAUGGAGUUUCACACCAGGCGCAUAUCCCGACGAGCAAUGACAGGAUAGAGAAGAAUUAUGGCAAACGACACCAGCAAAAGAUAGUUCUGGCCCCGUCGGCCGAAUCGGGCGGUGUCCCGAAUCCUACCCCAGAGUACCUAAAUCUGGCUUCCGAGUCGCCAGUCCGCCUCGAAAGCCCCAAGCCCAUACUGAUCGUCCUGGACCUGAACGGUACGCUCCUCUUCCGGCCCUCCAAGAAUCCCCAGGCCUUCGUCGCGCGACCGCACGCCCUUACGUUCCUGAACUACCUCCUCUCUCGCUUCUGGGUCGCCGUCUGGUCCUCGGCCCAACCGGCCAACGUCGACGCCAUGAUCGACAACCUGAUAGUGGACAAGGCGCAGCGGGACCGCCUCGUCGCCGUCUGGGGCAGGGACAGGUUCGGGCUCAGCAGCCAUGACUACGCCCAGCGCGUACAGGUCUACAAGCGCCUCACCAGGUUGUGGGUGGACGCAAACGUCGCGGCCUCGCAUCCCGGAAUCGCUCAGGGCGAGCGCUGGGACCAGACCAACACCAUCCUGGUCGACGACUCGGUUGAGAAGGCCCGCAGCGAGCCGCACAACCUCGUCUGCGUGCCCGAAUUUGUCGGCAACCUACAUGAGACCCCCGAGGUUCUGCCCCAGGUUCACGACUACCUCAACGAGCUCAGUUUCCAGACUAAUGUCAGUAGUUACAUGCGUGCUACACCUUUUGUCAUGCAAUGA